Messenger RNA from Sesamum indicum (sesame), 818 nucleotides. RefSeq names its product FAM210B-like protein. Gene Ontology annotation, cellular component: chloroplast. NCBI's taxonomy places the organism in Eukaryota, Viridiplantae, Streptophyta, Magnoliopsida, Lamiales, Pedaliaceae. The record is from RefSeq and is a predicted model, not a curated record.
UGUUGUGCAGUUUUCUUCGCCACUAGAAAAAUGCAAACAAUGUUGAGAUAAAGCAGUUGCUUUUGGGUGCUAAGCAAUGGCCACAUUUUUGCAAAUCCCUUGUCAGUGCCUCAGUCACAAACCUCUCUCUUCCUCUACUCCUCUCCAAAAUGGUAGAAUCAGCAGAUUAUGCAGCUCAAUUUCAAGGCCCAGCUCUGGUUACAGCAGGCUGAGGAUUAGAGCUGUGAAGGAGAAAACAGAGGGGAUGAAGAGUCCCACUUCUGCGGAAGAAAUCACCAAGAAGUAUGGCCUUGAAGCUGGGCUUUGGAAGAUAUUUUCCUCGACAGAAGAAGACAACGAAACCAAAGAUAAGUCGUCGAAGGGAGACCAAGCAAAGGAACUCCUGGCAAAAUACGGAGGAGCUUAUUUAGCCACAUCGAUCACUCUCUCCUUGAUAUCGUUUGGGCUAUGCUAUGCUCUUAUCAGUGCCGGAGUAGAUGUACCAGCAUUGCUGCAAAAGGUUGGAAUUUCUAGUAAUGAAACAGGGGAAAAGGUAGGGACUUUUGCAUUGGCGUAUGCUGCCCACAAAGCUGCUUCUCCAAUUAGGUUUCCACCUACGGUAGCUCUUACUCCCAUUGUUGCUAGUUGGAUCGGAAAGAAAGUCGAUAAAGAGAAAUGAUUCACGUUUGUGGAACCAGUUCUCCACUGUAUAAUGUCGCAAUUUUGUUGCAAAAAAGCAGUAUGUAUGUAUUCUCAACUUCAGGAUAGGUAUUAUUGCGUGGUACUUUUGGUUAAGAGCUGUGGUGCAGAUUGUAUCUAUAGGGUCACAGUUGGAGAAA